Molecule: messenger RNA, 910 nt
Organism: Syngnathus typhle (broad-nosed pipefish)
Lineage: Eukaryota; Metazoa; Chordata; Actinopteri; Syngnathiformes; Syngnathidae
Gene: mrps25
Product: mitochondrial ribosomal protein S25
Exons: 4
Coding region: 114-632 (172 amino acids)
Cellular component (GO): mitochondrion
Molecular function (GO): structural constituent of ribosome
Source: RefSeq, a predicted model, not a curated record
GACACUCGCGCAGACUACGUCAUCAAAACGCGCCGAUUAUUCUCGUGCAACAGUCACGCAGCGUUAGUGAGUCAGCCAGCUUCAAAUGCUAGUUUGUUGCAAAUGGUGUUAAAAUGCCUAUGAAAGGAAGAUUCCCGAUUAGGAGGACGCUGCAGUAUCUCCAGAAAGGCGACAUAAUCUUUAAAAACCGAGUGAAGAUCAUGACUGUAAAUUACAACACGCAGGGAGAGCUCAGCGACGGAGCAAGGAAAUUCGUGUUCUUCAACAUUCCUCAAAUUCAGUACAAAAACCCGUGGCUUCAAAUAAUGAUGUUCAAAAACAUGACGCCGUCGCCAUUUUUGAGAUUUUAUUUGGAUGACGGCGAACAGGUGCUGGUGGACGUGGAAGGCAAGGAGCACAAAGAGAUUGCAAAACACAUCAGGACCAUUUUGGGCAAAUCCCAGAUGAUGUUGGAGGCAGAGGCACAAGCAAAGAUGCAGGCUUCCAACCCUGCCAAUUUUGGCCCAAAGAAGUACUGUCUGCGGGAGUGCAUCUGUGAGGUGGAAGGUCAGGUGCCCUGUCCCAGCACCACGCCAUUGCCCAAAGAGAUGACGGGCAAGUAUCGUGCCCAGAUGAGAGCGGCACAGGAGUAAAGAAGAGCAGACUUUUCCUUAUCACAAAUAUGUGAAGCGUUUGUAUUUGGCGGUGAAGAAUCCGGAAAGAUGCAAGGACAUAAGAGUGUGACCCUCAUCAAUACAGGACUUCCCUCAGAAUGGAUAUUUCAAAACCUAAAGACAGAGAGAGGCCCGACUGGAUUUGAAAUGCAUCUUAUGACACACCGUGUCGAACAAAAUAAUGAUCACACACACGUGAAAUCAACAUUUGACUUGUUUACUUGUGCUUGGAUGAUAAUAAACGGUCCAAAAUGUCA